Molecule: messenger RNA, 2651 nt
Organism: Alligator sinensis (Chinese alligator)
Lineage: Eukaryota; Metazoa; Chordata; Crocodylia; Alligatoridae
Product: 40S ribosomal protein S11-like
Exons: 4
Coding region: 223-639 (138 amino acids)
Biological process (GO): translation
Cellular component (GO): ribosome; cytosolic small ribosomal subunit
Molecular function (GO): structural constituent of ribosome
Source: RefSeq, a predicted model, not a curated record
CGGAAGUGCCUGUUUCCGGUGGCCGCAACAGAAGCCUUGCGGCUCUGCGCGGCCACGUGCGGCGCGUCUGCUCGCUGGCUCCCAACCUGGCCUUGCUCCCCGGGCCUCCGCAGGGGCCGAGGGAGACGGCUGCCGGCACGUCGGCCUGGGCUCCAGGUCCCCCAAAGAGGGACGAAGGCAGGGGCAGGAGGACAGCAUGGGCUGGCUGUGCUGGUAGGAUGAAUGUGUCCCUUCCUUGCACAGCACGGGGCUUUGUUCAACCCUGCAAAACUCGGCAGCCUACUGAAACAGCAACUGGAAAUCAUGGCAUCACUUCGGGAGGAAGCGGGGAAACUUCCUUGCCAGGAGGGUGGUGAAGCCCUGGAACAGGCUAUUGAGAGCACCUACAUUGACAAAAAAUGCACUUUCACUGGAAAUGUGUCUAGUCGUGGUCACAUCCUGUUAGGUGCGGUUACGGAGAUGAAGAUGCAGCGUACCAUUGUCAUCCGCAGGGAUUUCUUGCAUUAUAUCUGCAAGUACAACCGUUUUGAGAAGCGCCACAAGAACAUGCCUGUGCACCUGUCCCCCUGCUUCAGAGCUGUCCAAAUGGGGGAUAUUGUGACCGUUGGAGAAUGUCGCACCCAUCAGCCAGAUUACUGAUUCAACAUCCUCAAAGUCAUAAAGGCGGCUGGCACCAAGAAGCUGUUCCAGAAGUUUUAAAAGCAGCAGAUGGAAAAUAUUCAGAAUGAAUAAAACUUUUCUUAAACCUAAGGAUUUCAUUAACAAAAAGACCAAAACCCACCAGGUUUGGGGAUGCCAACCUCUCUUCGUACCCAUCUGUUUAAACUCAUCUUCCCCUGGUUGCUUGCAUGUCUCCCUGGCCUCCCAGUAUCCCAAGAAUAAAAAUGACAGGCCCCCACUCUCCCGGUAACAAAGUGCCCCUCUGUUGUGCCUGCCCUCGUUCUAGGGACAAGAUACCUUGUAUUUUGUAUGGAGGUUAGAAAGGCAUCUAGCUGGGGUCAUCUAGACCCAGCCCUCUUUCCUGCUUAUGCAGGGGGUCGGACUCGAUGAUCUAUUGAGGUCCCUUCCGACCCUAACAUCUAUGAAUCUAUGAAUACCGAGGAUGGGAGCGAAAAUUUGGAAUUGCAAAAACUUGGAAACACCAAACGAGAAAAGGACGUUCACAGCGUCCAGUUUUCAAACGGCAAGGGUAGCCUCUUGCCAUUGUGUUUGAGCUCAAGCAUUUAAUUGGAGUAGAAAAAUCAGAUCUGAAAGUAAAGGGGUUUUUUUGACACAUUUUACUGGACUAACUACCAGUGGGAGAGAAGUUUGACCAGCUCUCGUGCACACAGCGCCCUUCUUCCUGGCUUUUGGGCUGGGAUUACAGAUGGAAAUCCCUUUUGGGCCACUCUGCACCAUGCCUGUGUAUGGGGAGCUCUCCCAGAUGUUUCUGACCAGAGUCUUGCCCAGCCCAAAGCGCACUUUGCGUGGGCCAGGCUGUCAGCUGACUCCAAAGUGAAAGACUCCAAUGUCUUCUCAGAGUCGAUGAGGCAUUUAGCAGCGACAACUGGGAUGAAGGGAAAAGACUGGCUGACACAAUUUCAAAAAUGUAGAGGAAGGAGUGUAUGGGAUUGCUAUGGAAGUGAGGAAGGUGUGACAUCACUCUCCGAUGCCUAAUAGCACGGUGCAAUACUCCCUAUUCUCCCAUUCACAAAAGAGUAGGACAUUGAGAUCUACAACCAACCCUUGAAACAUUCCCUUUAAGUUCAAAAGGAAGAUGUGUACCCACUAUGCAACAAUUGAUGAUGAUUUCAUAUAGAAAAAAAUAGAUCUAAAGGAGAACAGUGUCAUUAAUACAUGCUCUACAUGUACUAUACUACAUGGGUUCAUUAAUACAUGCUCUACAUGUACUAUACUACAUGGGUACAUCAUCAUCUACUAAGACAGAAAUUCUCUUUCAUGUUAAAAACUUGUAAAUAGGACCGUACUUUUUUAAACAUUUCCCAUUUGAAAUCAGUUAUAAUCAGAAACCUUAGGUGCUCCUUGACAAGCUUCCACGCAUUGCAGUAACUUCUUUACUAGGGGAUUCGACAUCUCAUACAUCACCUCGGUCAAUCUUCAUGUAUCCACAAGGUUUUCUUAUGUUUCUUUUUGUAAUGCUAAAACUAAAUACAGUAAAAUCUUUGUUAUCCAGCAUUUUAGUUACUGGAAAUCCUAUGAAUUGGACUUGCUGGCUGGCUGCCUGGCUGGACGGGGGGUAAAAAGUCACUCUGAGGGUUAGUAGUAGUAAAUUGGGUGAAGAUGCAGCAGGGCAUGGUUAUAGCAGAAACUAGUGCUGUCACUCCUGGCCUGCUGUACUGAUCAGCUAUAGCGGGGACAUCUACAUGAGAUACUUGACUUGAGAUUAGAGUAUAUUAUUGUGCAAUAAUUUAAAACUGGUCAAAAGUUAGUCAACUGCCUGCACAUGCAGAUGCUUACCAGCUUAACCCCAUUUGGGUUGUGGACCGCUCCACCCUCAUCUACCACCAGUGCACCUACACAGGUGAGUGCUCCUACACCUGUCCCAACUGUGGCAAGAGUUUCACCAGGGAUGCUAAUUUUCUCUGAUUAAAAAAAUCCCAGAUUUUCUGAUUUUAAAAAAGUAACCCAAAAUUCACAUUUUUCCGUGAUUA